This is a messenger RNA of Parasteatoda tepidariorum (common house spider), 576 nucleotides long. The record is from RefSeq and is a predicted model, not a curated record. NCBI's taxonomy places the organism in Eukaryota, Metazoa, Arthropoda, Arachnida, Araneae, Theridiidae.
AUGCGACGCGGAAAGUUUAACUCCCGUCCUAUAACGUAUCUUUCAGAAGAUCCCAAAGAUCUGUCAGCGCUCACGCCAUCUAUGUUUCUUCAGAAAAUUAAAGAAAUUGGUGUUCCUGAACUUGACAUAAUUGAUCCAAAAAAAUUGAACAAAAGAUAUUCUUAUCGGUUAAGAUUGCGACAAGACCUGCGAAACCGAUUCAGAAUUGAAUAUCUAGGAUUGCUUAAAGAUAAUUCCAAAAUUAAAAGAGAGUCGUCUAUCAAAGAAGUAGAUCUUGUGCUAAUAGGAGAUUCCAACAAUAAAAGAAUCCACUGGCCAUUAGCCAAAGUUGAAAAGACUUAUCCAGGAAAGGAUGGUAGAGUACGUUUAGUUGAACUUAAAACCCAAUCUGGAAAACUAUUGAGACCUAUACAAAGACUUUUUCCGCUGGAAGUGAAAGCAAAUGUCUUUCCAUCUGUGAACAAUUCUGGUAGACAUGAUGAGAGUCCUUGUCACAACAAGGAUUUAAUCCCUGCCAAUAAAGAAGUUCGAUACUCUCGUUAUGGACGAUCAUUGAAACCAACUAAGAGACUUUAA